UCCGGAGUGAAACAGCAAUUCGACUCAACCUUGUUUUCCGAUGGGGAGGGAGAGCAGUAGCUGCGGCGCCGGCAAUCUGACAUGGCGCGCGGAAGCAGAAAUCGCCGGAAACGACACGGCUCUCAAAGCUCUCCGAGAACUCAUCGUCUACCCCUUUCUCUAUCCUCGUGAAGCCCGAAAGCUUGGUCUCAAAUGGCCUAGAGGGUUGCUCUUGUAUGGCCCUCCUGGAACCGGGAAGACAAGCCUAGUGCGUGCUGUUGUCCGGGAAUGUGAUGCACAUUUGAUUGUUCUAAGCCCUCAAUCUGUUCUUAGAGCCCAUGCUGGUGAAAGUGAGAAAGUGUUAAGGGAAGCUUUUGCAGAGGCGUCUUCUCGUGUUGUUUCAGGCAAGCCAUCAGUGAUUUUCAUUGAUGAAAUUGAUGCCCUUUGUCCUCGUCGUAAUUCUAGCAGGCGAGAGCAGGAUGCUCGUGUCACUUCUCAGCUCUUGAUACUGAUGGACUCGAACAAGCCUCCAUCAUCUGCACCCGGAGUUGUUGUUGUUGCAUCCACAAACAGGGUAGAAGCCAUUGACCCUGUUCUAAGAAGGUUUGGACGGUUCGAUGCUGAAAUUGAAGUGAGCACGCCAAAUGAGAAGGACCGUCUAAAAAUUCUGGAGCUUUAUACAAAGAACAUCAAUUUAGACCCGACCAUUAAUCUGCAAGCGAUUGCAGCAUCUUGCAAUGGCUAUGUUGGGGCGGAUUUGGAAACUUUGUGCCGUGAAGCAAUCGUAUCUGCAGUUGAAAGGUCCAAAGAUUCAGCAUCUUUCGGAAAUGUUGAUACCUUUAGCUUAACAAUGCAAGACUUUAGAUAUGCAAAGCCUACAGUGGGUUCGAGUAUAACCAGAGGCAUUACUGUUGAAGUUCCAGAAGUGACAUGGGAUGAUAUCGGUGGUCUUAGAGACAUAAAGAAAAAGCUCAGGCAGGCCGUUGAAUGGCCGAUCAAACAUUCAGAUGCAUUUACGAGAAUGGGCAUAUCGCCGGUGCGUGGCAUUCUUCUUCAUGGACCCCCAGGCUGCUCAAAGACAACACUUGCUAAAGCUGCUGCCAAUGCUGCUCAAGCCUCUUUCUUUUCCUUAGGUGGCGCGGAGCUAUUUUCCAUGUACGUUGGAGAAGGCGAAGCAUUAUUGAGGAAUACAUUUCGAAGAGCCCGGCUUGCCUCCCCGAGCAUAAUACUCUUUGACGAGGCUGAUGUUGUCGCCGGUAAAAGAGGUAAGAGUUCAAGCAACAGCUCUACAGUUGGAGAAAGGCUUCUAUCUACAUUGCUAACUGAAAUGGACGGACUCGAAGAAGCAAAGGGAAUUCUUGUUCUGGCUGCUACAAACCGCCCAUAUGCAAUCGAUGCCGCUCUUAUGCGACCCGGCCGAUUUGAUCUGGUGCUUUAUGUUCCGCCACCUGAUCUAGAAGCUCGGCUUGAGAUCCUUCAAGUUCAUACACGAAACAUGAGUACAGGAGACGACGUUGAUCUGAGAAAGAUUGCGGAAGGCACCGAACUCUUCACAGGUGCAGAGCUCGAGGGUGUGUGCAAAGAAGCGGGAAUGGUGGCUCUCAGAGAAGACAUAGCGGCAACCGCAGUGUAUGAUCGCCAUUUUCAGACAGCUAAAAACUCGCUUAAACCUGCGCUGACGAGAGAAGUGGUUGACGCUUAUGCAUCGUUCAAGAAGUCGAAAGGAACGAAUCCGAGUAUGAAACCCGUCGAGAAGAAGAAGAAGAAAGUGUUGGGAUUUGGAUUUAGCUGGAAGAUCGGAGUGAUCGGAUUCGUGUUGCUUCUUGCUGGGAAUUAUUACAUGAAGGGUGGAGACCAAACUCAUGAACUUGUAGUUACAUGAGUUUCUCUUAUUAUUAUUUGCAACGGGUCUUUUUUAUUAUUUCAUUUUUUUUAGGAAACCCAAAAUUGAACAAAAAAUGAUUUUGUAACUCUUCUUUAACAAUGUAAGGAAUUAAGUUCAACGCGAA
This is a messenger RNA of Tarenaya hassleriana, 1988 nucleotides long. Its product is annotated as cell division control protein 48 homolog B. The record is from RefSeq and is a predicted model, not a curated record. Gene Ontology annotation, molecular function: ATP hydrolysis activity; ATP binding. The transcript has 12 exons. The coding region runs from base 41 to 1861 and encodes 606 amino acids. NCBI's taxonomy places the organism in Eukaryota, Viridiplantae, Streptophyta, Magnoliopsida, Brassicales, Cleomaceae.